Molecule: messenger RNA, 1125 nt
Organism: Gekko japonicus
Lineage: Eukaryota; Metazoa; Chordata; Lepidosauria; Squamata; Gekkonidae
Product: galactoside 3(4)-L-fucosyltransferase-like
Exons: 2
Coding region: 1-1125 (374 amino acids)
Cellular component (GO): membrane
Molecular function (GO): alpha-(1->3)-fucosyltransferase activity
Source: RefSeq, a predicted model, not a curated record
AUGGACUAUGUGCUCAACUUAAAGAUCUGGAACAAGCCUCAAGGCCUGUCCAUGGAUUCCUUCAGGCAGAGGAGAACCCUGGGCAGCUGUCUCAUCUUCACCUUCCUGCUCCUCCAAGCACUGAAUGCGAUCCUCUUUACCUACUUCUGCGAAUUUGGGAUGACAAACACCACUUCCCCCAGGCCGGAGCUGGAGCCGGAGCCGCAGCCUCUGAGGGACCCCGAGGCCUCCAAUCUCACCAUCCUGCUGUGGUCGUGGCCCUUCAGGGGCCGCUUCCCCAUUGGCAAUUGCUCGCAGCUCCUGGGCAUCCCUGACUGCCGCAUCACGGCUAACCGCAAGUGGUACCCCAAGGCCGACGCGGUGGUCGUCCACCAUUACGACGUUUCCCGGAGCCCUUGGUCCCUCCCCCGUGAGCCGAGGCCCCCCUCCCAGGUCUGGAUCUGGUUCAAUCUGGAGUCGCCCACCCAUUCCCGCAACGUGCACUACAUGGACAACCGCUUCAACCUCACCAUGUCCUACCGGAGGGACUCCGACAUCUUCACCCCGUACGGGUGGUUGGAAGUCCUCCCCGAGCCCCGGCACGUCACGAUCCCGCCCAAGAGCAAGUUGGUGGCCUGGGCCGUGAGCAACUGGAACCCGUCCUCCCGCCGAGUCCAGUACUACCGGCAGCUGAAGAAGUACCUCCACGUGGACAUCUACGGGUUCCAGCGCUUGCCCCUUCCUCGGACCGAGCAGGUCAGCAUCCUGUCCCAGUAUAAGUUCUACUUGGCCUUCGAAAGCUCCGUGCACGAGGACUACAUCACCGAGAAGCUCUGGAAGACGGCCUUGCUGGCGGAGACGGUGCCGGUGGUCUGCGGGCCGCCCCGCGAGAACUACGAGCGCUACUUGCCCCCCGGCUCGUUCAUCCACAUCGACGACUUCCCCACCGCGCAGCAGCUGGCCCUCUUCUUGCAGGAGCUGGAUUGGAACACGGAGCGCUACAAGAGUUACUUCCAGUGGCGCUCGCGGCUGGCCCCCGUCAAAAACACGUCUUGGUCCCUUCACUUGUGCAAGGCCUGCCGGGCCUUGCAGACGAACCCCGUCCGCUACCAGACGGUGCCGGCUUUGAGCAAGUGGUUCGAGUGA